AUGAAACUGCCCAAGGGGGCCAGGAAUUCGGUGUUCUCUGGGCAGCACCCAGAGGAGGAAGUUCAGGUGCCCUCGUGGCAGGAGAUAAAGCAGAGCCCCGUGAUCAUGGCAAUGAUCAGAGGUCCAGGCCCUGCCAAGUACCUCCGGCCGUCCUGCACGGGCUACUUAGACCAUGACAUCUCCAUGUUCCAGGAGCCGGCCUGUACUCUGCACGCCAGGCACUCGGAGAAGCGGAUCAUGGACAUUUGCAGCUCUGGGCCUUGCUGUUUCUUGGAUCCCAAAAUAACUCGGUUUGGAAUGUCCAGCUGCCCGCAAGUCCCCAUGGAGGAGCGCAUCUCUAACCUGCGUCUGAGCCCCAACCCAGCCUCCUGCCAUUACUACUUGGAGAAGAUCCACCCGCCUGGGGAACGCAGGGCUCCCCAGUAUGCCUUUGGCCACCGGUGCCCGUACAGAGUGCUGGACCCCAAUCCAGCCCCCAACCAGUACCAGUUGCCCCUCUUGUUGGGGCCCAGCAACCCUGUCAGCCGAGCUGCUCCUUGCUAUAGUCUUUCCUCGGAGCACAAGAGCUGGUUCUACAAGGAGAACGUGGCAGGGGGCCCUGGGCCAGCUGCCUACUCCCGGCCCGAGCCCUCCGUCUACCAGAACCGCAGCCCCACGUACAGCAUGGCCAAGCGAUUUGCAUACCCCACGGACCGCACGCCUCGGCCCGGCCCUGGCUCCCACAACACCCAGCAGGUGACGGUGCACAAGCCCUGCCCCCCCGCUUUCUCCAUGGGCAUCAAGCACUCGCCCUACCUGUGCCCGCUGCUCAUCGACAUUCAGGACUAG
Nyctereutes procyonoides (raccoon dog) is the source of this 828-nucleotide messenger RNA. RefSeq names its product outer dense fiber of sperm tails 3 like 1 (gene CIMAP1C). The record is from RefSeq and is a predicted model, not a curated record. Lineage: Eukaryota; Metazoa; Chordata; Mammalia; Carnivora; Canidae. Bases 1 to 828 code for a protein of 275 amino acids. The transcript has 4 exons. Gene Ontology annotation, cellular component: cytoskeleton.